Molecule: messenger RNA, 1101 nt
Organism: Naegleria gruberi
Lineage: Eukaryota; Heterolobosea; Eutetramitea; Acrasida; Naegleriidae
Exons: 2
Coding region: 1-1101 (366 amino acids)
Biological process (GO): tricarboxylic acid cycle; succinyl-CoA metabolic process
Cellular component (GO): succinate-CoA ligase complex; mitochondrion
Molecular function (GO): succinate-CoA ligase (ADP-forming) activity; metal ion binding; ATP binding
Source: RefSeq, a predicted model, not a curated record
AUGUUCUCAUCAUCCAAUCGUAUCUUUAGAGUAUUGGGUAAAAAGAACCUCUCUCAAAUCUCAACCAACACAACACAAAAACGUCUUCUCAAUCUCCACGAAUACCAAGCACAAGAUUUGUUCAGAAGUUAUGAUAUUUCCGUUCCAAGAGGCAAAGUACUAACAAGUGCAACAGAAACCAAGAAGGCCUGCACUGAAUUGGGAAAUCAUGUCGAUUAUAUUGUCAAGGCUCAAGUGUUAGCUGGUGGUAGAGGUAGAGGUAAAUUUAAGAGUGGACUUAAAGGAGGUGUUCAAAAGGCUCUUUCAAUUGGAGAAGCUGAAGAUUACGUAUCAAAGAUGCUAGGACAAGUACUAGUUACAAAACAAACUGGUGCUGAAGGUAAACCAUGUAACAAGGUUUAUGUUCAAGAAAGAUUAUAUGCUCGUAGAGAAUUAUACUUGGCUAUUCUUUUGGAUCGUCAAUCUGGUGGACCUGUAUUAAUUGGUAGUACCCAAGGUGGUAUGGCCAUUGAAGAUGUUGCUAGAGAAAGUCCUGAAGAAAUUCAUACAAUUCCUAUUAGUGUAAAGGAAGGAUUGCACAAAUCACAAGCUGAAGGUUUAGCUCGUAAAUUGGGUUUCCGUGAUGAAUUGCUUGACCAAGCUGUUGACCAAAUUACAAAAUUGUACAAUUUGUUUAUGAAGACAGACUCUGUACUUUUGGAAAUUAAUCCUCUCAUUGAAACUGCUGACGGAAAAGUUAUUUGUGCAGAUGCUAAAGUUAACAUUGAUGACAAUGCUUUCUUCCGUCAAAAAGAACUUUUUGCACUUAAAGAUAUCACUCAAGAAGAUCCUCGUGAUGUUCGUGCUGCUAAAUAUGAUUUGAAUUAUAUUGGUCUUGAUGGUAAUAUUGGUUGUAUUGUCAAUGGUGCUGGUUUAGCCAUGGCAACCAUGGAUAUUAUCAAAUUAUAUGGUGAGGACUCCAUGAUGGAAGCCCUUGGUAUUGUAUCAUUCCUUCGUAAAACAGGAGCAGAAGAAUUUGCAAUGGAAAUUGGGGAAAUAAGUGGUGCAUCUAGUAAACUCAUUUUUGUUAAAAGAACAAAACAAAACCAAUUCCUAAAUUAA